Messenger RNA from Amblyraja radiata (thorny skate), 729 nucleotides. Its product is annotated as galanin peptides. Gene Ontology annotation, biological process: neuropeptide signaling pathway. Gene Ontology annotation, cellular component: secretory granule; extracellular region. The transcript has 6 exons. Gene Ontology annotation, molecular function: galanin receptor binding; neuropeptide hormone activity. NCBI's taxonomy places the organism in Eukaryota, Metazoa, Chordata, Chondrichthyes, Rajiformes, Rajidae. The record is from RefSeq and is a predicted model, not a curated record. The coding region runs from base 221 to 580 and encodes 119 amino acids.
AUUUUGAUACUGAUGGGGGUGACAUACAGUGUCAAUAGAGCUCGUGACGCGGAAGAGAGAUUGAUGAUGUUCGAGAUUUUCCCUAUAUAGUGCAUCGCCGUCACUCUAAGAACCUAUGUUAUGCCAGUGAUCAUUCCAGUCGAGAAGAUCAGUAACUUCAACCGCAUUAUAAGAUUCAAACUACUGAGUUCAGAAGAAAACGUAACACGCCCAAGUCAAGAUGCCGACCUUCGCCAGUUUCUUGUGUGCAUCCUUCGUCCUGUGCAUGGUCAUCACUCAUUCCUUUGGGUUUGCUCUCUCCGCAAAAGAGAAAAGGGGUUGGACACUGAACAGUGCAGGAUACCUACUAGGACCACAAGCCAUGGAUAAUUACAAAUUUAUGAAUGAAAAUCAAGGCAUUGCUGGAAAACGUGAUCUGCAAUUUGACGAUGAUAUCAAACCUGGUAAAUUUCUACAACCCCUCACCGAUGAAAGCAUUGCACGUAUUGCCAUAGAAUUUCUCAUGUACCUGCACUUAAAAGAAAUUGGUGGACUUGACAACUUGCAAUCAUUAUUACCAUCUGAGGUUGGACAGUCAUAACCUAUAGAACAGACUUUCUGUAACAUGACAACAUGGGAUAAGCAACUGCAACUUCCAUGAUGAUGAACAAAUCAAAUGAUAUUUGUCGCACUAAGAUACAUAGCAAUUAGAUGGUUGAAAAUAUUACUUGAUAUUAAUUUUGUUGACUU